AUGCUCAAACGAGCAGGCCGAGGACAUGAUCCAGCUAGUGUGGUGAAUAUGCAAAGCGGCGAAUGCGCUGUUUUAUGUCCCACUUGCCCUCAGCCUCUUGAAAACCUUCCAGACAACUGGAAAGAUGUUCUGAAUGACAAGAGGUCUAUCAACACAAACUUCCGUCUCAAGAGAUGUAUUGUGUCUAAAGAUACUACAGACCCUGUGCUCAGUCACGGAUGGGCAUACUUUGUAGAUGAGAUGGCAUAUAAGGUAUACUUGCAAGGUCAUGCUGGUAAGCCACAGGAGGGACUUGCUGCAACUGAAGUGGGGACGAUAGAUUGUGCACAGCACAAUGUGAAGUUGCCCAAUGGUGUCGGAGACUUGCAGAAGGGUGAAAGAUACAGUAAUAUGGAUUAUCUGUUUCUGUCAACCCUCUGUGGACACUGUUGGCACAAAAACCUUUGGGAAUGCAUGUCUACGAUGCCUCCAAGCCUCCAUCUGGACCCUCUUACUAAACUCAUCAGUUUCUCGUGCCUUUGCUCACUUAUUCAUUGCCAGAUUUUUGUCCCCAAAUUCCAUCUGCUGGCGCACAUUUUCAAAUGCCAAACUACGUAUUUGCACAACACUACUCCGAAAGAUGGGCGAGGCUCAUGA
Suillus subalutaceus is the source of this 636-nucleotide messenger RNA. RefSeq lists its product as uncharacterized. Lineage: Eukaryota; Fungi; Basidiomycota; Agaricomycetes; Boletales; Suillaceae. Bases 1 to 636 code for a protein of 211 amino acids. The transcript is spliced from 6 exons. The record is from RefSeq and is a predicted model, not a curated record.